Messenger RNA from Sander lucioperca (pikeperch), 784 nucleotides. It is a transcript of the gene mrpl33, whose product is annotated as mitochondrial ribosomal protein L33. Lineage: Eukaryota; Metazoa; Chordata; Actinopteri; Perciformes; Percidae. The transcript has 4 exons. Gene Ontology annotation, molecular function: structural constituent of ribosome. Gene Ontology annotation, biological process: translation. The record is from RefSeq and is a predicted model, not a curated record. The coding region runs from base 129 to 326 and encodes 65 amino acids. Gene Ontology annotation, cellular component: ribosome; mitochondrion.
CUGUAGCUACUCCUUUAAGGGGACCCGGAAGUGCUUGUUAAACCGGACGUACAGACUUCCCAAUGUGACUUACCUUUGCAAAUACUUAUGUUAUAAUUCUGUCUUCUUAGAGGUUUAAAGUCUAUAAAAUGUUUCUUACCACUGUAAAUUUGGCCAAGGCAAAAUCAAAGACCGUCUUGGUGCAGAUGAUGAGCGCUGCAGGGACAGGCUACUUCUUCAACACGAAGAGGAACCGUCUCAGAGACAAACUGGUGCUGCGCAAACAUGAUCCAUUUGUGAACAAGCAUGUCCUAUUCUUUGAGAAGAGGAAGAUCAAAUCAAUUUAACAAUACAGCACAAAUAUAUGGACAACAUUAAACCUGCUCGGUUUAAACAGACUAUUUUUAUUGUCGUGGAUUAUACAAGGUGUUUCGUCAGUCAACAUUUCGUACAUUUGGCUGGCUGACAUGUCAGAGGAUUUCUUCUGGGAUCUGUCAAAAUGCCUCUACUUUCCCCACUGCACCAGUUCAGCAGGAUGCAAACCCACGGCUGAGCAUCAAGAAAGUUAUGACAACAUUUUUAACAAGACACUACGACUCGUGUAAAAGAGAUGCUAUUCAUUGGGCUAUACAGUGUCUUUGAUUUGGCAGUCAAGUGUUUUGCAACUUCAUAAAUAAACCCGGUACAUGUAAUGAAACCAUUUGUGAAAAGUUAUCUGUUUGGGCUAAUUAAAUGUAAGUCAGUUAUGUGCAGUACAAGCUAAGCGUUAAGAUGUUUGUCAAUAAUUAAACUGGUUCAAAUGAUU